UAUGUGUGUAAGCUCGACCUUAAAAGAGAUUGAAUACAUUUCUAUAACAUGUGAAUGCUUCGGUAAUUAUACUUUAUUAUAUUUAAGUAGUCGAAAGACUCAAUUGUGUGUCGAAAUAAUGUUAUAAUGAUAUUUAAAUACAAUGUAGUGUGCAAUAGCAUGUCAUUAUAAUAUACUUUAUUAACUUCACUAUUAGAAUGCUUCCUACAAUCCCAUUAAGGUACGCAUGGCGCUCUCAUAUCUCACCUCUGAGUGCAAAGAGGUCAGUCUACUUUUACUUGGCAAAACUGGACAUGGUAAAAGUGCUACAGGAAAUACUAUUUUAGGGCGAAGUGUAUUCUCUACAUCAGAUAGCCCCAAUUCAAAAACAGUCACGGCCAUUUUGAAUAGUUCAAAAAGGGAUGAUGGCAGUGUUGUCAGUGUCGUUGAUACACCUGGUGUUAUGGACACAGAUUCCAAAAAUAACCGUAUACUUCCCAAAGUUUGCGAAGCGAUGAGUUUGUGUCCAAAAGGAAUUAAUGCACUGAUUUUUGUGGUAAAAUUUGGAAUCAGAUACACAAAAGAGCAAAAAGAAAGUUUGGGAAUUUUAAAAGAAUAUUUUGGAUCAAGGUUCCUUACAGAUUAUGGUGUUGUCGUCAUGACGCAAGGUGAUUGUUUCGACCUCAAUCACCAGAAAGACAAAAUGACAUUCAAAGAAUGGCUGGAGAGACCGGACAAAAAAGAAGACGAUGAAUACUUGACUCAACUUCUCCAAGAUUGCAAUAACAGGUGUGUUCUGUUCUACAAUGUUGGAAAAAAGUACGUGGACAAAAGAAAAGAUUGUGUAGCUGAACUUCUAAACAUUAUACAAGCUGAGAUGCCCACUCCUUAUACUAGUGAACAUAUUGAACUAGCCAACGUUUUGAGGGAAAAAGUAACACUAAAACUAGGCACAGCAAUGCUGCACACACCAAUACAGGAAAAUCUGAGUCUGCUUAUUGAUCAGAUUCACAGAGACAUACGAAACAACACGUUCUCAUACGAAGCUAUGAUGAAAAAUCUUGAUGAACUUGAAAGAGAAGUUGAUAGUGUAAAAGUAGAAUUCAAAAAGCUCUCAGAUUUUAAAUCUUUGAAAGAAAGUGUAGCAUCUGUAGCACGAAAACUACAACGCAUCUUUUCACUUGAAGAAAGAGAGAAACAAAAUGUUGAGCAAGAGCAAAUCUUAAAGGACCUAGAAACUUUGAAAGAAGCCCCUGAUAAAAUCUUAAUUUAUUUAUCAAGAGCUUUUUACAUUUAUUCGAAAUCAGUGAAACCGAUUGGUAUUAUUGGGAGUUUUGGUAAAAAAAGAGAAUAUUUCCAAGAUUUAGAAGCUAUAUCAGAAAAGAUGUUAAAGGAAUCAAUUGAGGAAGUUAAAAAAAUGACUAAUGAAUAUAACGAGGCCAAAGAACAUAGAGCAAAAUUUAUGUAAAUAUUAGUAAGUGACAGUACGUGCAAGUUUUCCAUUUAAACUCUACAGAUUGAUGGUCAACAUUUUUCAGUUUAAAAAUGUAUAUAUUCACUUAAUGUAAUGUAACAUAACUAAUUGGAAUGUACUUUUUAAAGUUUUACACUUUUAACACAAAAUUGUCAUGCUUAUAAGUCUACAACUCUUCCACUAAUAAACAUUUACCUUUCAGUGUGGCUAAUUAGACUGACCAUCAGCCUAGAGAAAAAAUUGAUGUAACAUGAAACAUAUUCCAUUAAAGACUUAAGAGCAUUGGCGAUACAACGUGGCAGUGAUCGAGCAAUUUAAAUACUUUAGUUUAAAUACUUUUUUAAAAAAACAACCUUUAAUCUUACAGAAAGAGAAAACGUUGAGUAUACAAAAUAUGUGUGGUCAGCACACUUUAUUCUAGCUGUGAACGUUGUCUAAGUAUAACAACAACCAGUUUGCUCCCAAGAGCUUAUAUCUCAGAUGUAUAAUGUUCAUCUUGCGCAUUCAAUUACAGGACAAAGAAGCCCAUGUGUAUCAGGUUUUCCACUCAUAACUUGACGGGACUUUGGUGGCAACCCAAUGUCUGAAAAGUGGCUACAGGAAACAUUUUAAUUACCAUGUGUAUAGGGAACUCGUAGAGAUAGGAAGGGUAAUGACAGUCGUAACGAAACUAAAAAUAUACCUCCAAAUCAAAAGAGUCUCUUCAGUUUACAAGGAAAUCCAGUUACUUUUAUCAUAAACUAAUGACUUUAAUUUAUAAAGUGUUUUACAAAUACGUUUUAAAAGCCAAUAAACACUUGUCUUGCUCAAAUUUUAAAGUUACUUUCUUGUUCUGUUUCAAAGAAAGAAAGUAAGACUGUUUACUUCUUUUCUUUUCAAUCUAAAAUAGUUUCUUUGCUAAUGGAAUAUUUAAAAUAAAUUUAAAAGGUUUAUCUAAGAGGGGUCCUCGGUAGUCUGAAAAUACAGUAUCUCACUAAUACAAUCACAAUCACAGUAUUUAAAUUAAAAUGUUGCUUAUGACACAAAACUAUAAAUUAUUCCAUAAAAAUCAUUAUCUGUAUGUGAGAUAAAUUUUGAUGUAAGAAGUGGGUAAAAGAUAACAUUUGGAAUAGUUAUAAAAUAAAAGUUAAAUGAGCAAUGCUACAUUUCUUUCUACCUCUAGCAAUGGCUGCCAAAUUACCAGUUGCUGACGUCAAUGAGAUCAGUCUACUUUUACUUGGCAAAACUGGACAUGGUAAAAGUGCUACAGGGAAUACUAUUCUGGACUGGGAAGCCUUCGAAAAUUCAGACCGUGCGGGUUCCAAAACCAAAACAGCAAAUCUGAAUUGUUCAGUUAUAAAUGAUGGUACUGUCGUCAGGGUUGUUGAUACACCUGGAGUUAUGGACACAGAGAAACAGGAGGAAUGCAUCAUUUCAGAAAUCAUGGAAGGAAUGAGUUUGUGUCCCAAUGGAUUUAACGCCCUGGUUUUUGUAAUAAAAUUUGGCAUCAGAUACACACAGGAGGAGAGAGAAAGUUUAAAAAUUUUUAAGAAAUAUUUUGGACAAAAUUUCCUUGAAGAUUUCGGUAUUGUUGUGAUGACGCAAGGCGAUAGCUUUGACCUCAAUCAUGAAGAGGACGGUUUAACAUUUGAACAAUGGUUGUUGGCAAAUGAACGCGUGGAACAGAGCGGACCAUUUGAUGAGCUUCUUAAAGAGUGCAAAAACAGAUGCGUCUUGUUUUAUAAUUCUGGAGAUGAAUAUAUUGAUCAAAGAAAAAAAGGAUUGGAAAAUCUGUUUAAACUAGUUAAGCAAAUUUCAAACGUUUAUAAGAGUCAUCACAUAGAAUUGGCAAAGAGGGCCAGAGAAGGCAUGAUAAAAAAAUUGGACUUACCUGUGUUAUUUACAACUAUUCAAGAAAACUUGAGCCUGCUCAUUGAUCAGAUUGAGAAAGACUUACGAAACAAAACUUUCUCAUACGAUUUUAUGUUGAAGAAAAUAAAAACUCUAAGCGAAGAAAUUGAUGACGUAGGUAAAGAAUUCAAAGAAGGCCACACGUCAAAAUUAUUGAAAGACAUUAUAGAUUCCAUAUUAAUUAGAGUUGAGGCCAUUAAGAGUAAAGGAGAGAGAGAAAAACAAAGAGAAGAACAAGAACGACUGCUGACGUAUCUUCAAACUCUAAGAAAACCCCCGGAGAGCUUCCCUAUUUUUAUAAAAAAAGCUUUUUUAAACAUUGCCAAAAUGUUGAUGCCCAUCGGCAAUAUUUUAACUUUAGGUAAAAAAAAAGAAUAUUUCCAAAAUUUGUUUAAAAGAUGGGAUGAUUCUCUAAAACAACUAAAAGCAACAUAUGAAUAUACAAAAGUAAUGCAUGAAAGUAAUAAAAAAAAGACCCUCGCGGAAGGCAGCAAAAAGUUGCAAUGAUUUAUAAUCUUAGAGAAGUAUCUGGCAUAGAGUUUACAAAAAUUGAAUGUGAAAAUUUUUCAUGCUUAAAAUUGAUUUGAUCAAUUCAAAAAAUUACUUUUCCGAAUGAUAUCAAUGACUGGUACAACGUCACGAAUAAAUGUGUUAAAUAAAGUGUUAUUUCGAGAACAAUGUCACAUAUGUUAAUGAAUCUUAAAGGGAUACAUAUUUUGAUAGCAUUUUUAAAAAUAAUUAACAAAUGGGAUAAAAUGAUGUAAUGUUUAAAAUAAAAUAAGCAAAUGAAAAUAAAGUUAUUAACUGGUGUAUCAUGUAGAUAGUUAGAACAAAUUCCAAUGCAUAAAAACAGUUAAAAAUCACAACUCUUACAAGCCUUCGGAGAGGAAUUUAUAAUAUUUACUUUUAAUAAACACACAUUUUGACGUAAAACUUUCGAUAGUUUUAUUUACAUUAUAACAAUAUGCCUAAACGAAUUGCAAAAAUAUAUUUAGCCUGACUAAAAAUUUCAACAUUUUCGCCAGAAC
This is a messenger RNA of Lymnaea stagnalis (great pond snail), 4371 nucleotides long. NCBI's taxonomy places the organism in Eukaryota, Metazoa, Mollusca, Gastropoda, Lymnaeidae. The record is from the annotation of a GenBank genome assembly.